CUGCAGCAUGGAAAACGCGCACACUAAGACGGCAUGUGAAGUUCUGAGCAACUUCGGGGUGAACGAGAACACGGGGCUGACGGCGGAGCAGGUCCGGGCCAGCUUAGAGAGAUACGGGCCAAAUGAGCUCCCAGCUGAGGAAGGCAAGUCCUUGUGGGAGCUGGUGGUGGAGCAGUUUGAUGACCUCCUGGUGCGGAUCCUGCUGCUGGCGGCCUGCGUGUCCUUCGUCCUGGCCCUGUUCGAGGAGGGGGAGGAGACCACUACCGCCUUCGUGGAACCUGUCGUUAUCCUGCUGAUCCUCAUCGCCAAUGCAGUCAUUGGCGUCUGGCAGGAGCGGAAUGCAGAGAAUGCCAUCGAGGCCCUGAAGGAGUAUGAGCCAGAGAUGGGGAAAGUGUACCGCAUGAACCGCAAGGCUGUGCAGAGGAUCAAAGCGCGGGACAUUGUCCCUGGGGACAUUGUGGAGGUGGCUGUUGGUGACAAAGUUCCAGCAGACAUCCGGAUUACCUCCAUAAGGUCCACGACUCUCCGUGUUGACCAGUCCAUUCUCACAGGUGAGUCAGUGUCUGUCAUCAAGCACACAGACCCGGUUCCUGACCCAAGGGCUGUCAAUCAAGACAAGAAAAACAUGCUGUUUUCGGGCACCAACAUUGCGGCGGGUCGAGCCAUCGGCGUGGUAGUGGCAACCGGCAUCUCCACAGAGAUCGGCAAGAUCCGCAACCAGAUGGCAGCCACAGAGCAGGAGAAGACGCCGCUGCAGCAGAAACUGGACGAGUUUGGCAAGCAGCUCUCCAAGGUCAUUUCGCUCGUCUGCGUCGCCGUGUGGGUCAUCAACAUCGGACACUUUGGCGACCCAGUCCACGGCGGCUCCUGGGUGCGUGGCGCCAUCUACUACUUCAAGAUCGCGGUGGCACUGGCUGUGGCAGCUAUCCCAGAGGGCUUACCUGCCGUCAUCACCACCUGCCUGGCACUGGGCACACGCCGCAUGGCCAAGAAGAAUGCCAUCGUGCGCAGCCUGCCCUCUGUCGAGACUCUGGGCUGCACCUCCGUCAUCUGCUCCGACAAGACGGGCACCCUCACUACCAAUCAGAUGUCUGUGUGCCGGAUGUUCGUGGUGGACCGGGCGGACGGUGCUGACUGCUCCCUUUUGGAAUUCUCCAUCACUGGCUCGACGUAUGCCCCUGAAGGACAAGUGCUGAAGGGGGACCGCCCCGUGCAGUGUGGAGACUACGACGGCCUGGUGGAGCUGGCCACCAUUUGUGCCAUGUGCAACGACUCCUCCUUAGAUUACAAUGAGGCCAAGGGUGUCUACGAGAAGGUGGGAGAGGCGACGGAGACGGCCCUGACCACCCUGGUGGAGAAGAUGAACGUCUUCAAGACUGACCUCUCUGGACUGACCAAGGUGGAGCGGGCAGGCGUGUGCAAUUCGGUGAUUAAGCAGGUGAUCAAGAAAGAAUUCACACUGGAGUUUUCCCGCGAUCGCAAGUCCAUGUCGGUAUACUGCACCCCCGCCAAGCCCGGCUCCCUCAGCAAGAUGUUUGUCAAGGGCGCCCCCGAGAGUGUGAUGGAGCGCUGUCAGUUCGUGCGGGUGGGCACCGGCAAAGUGCCCAUGACCCCCGGCCUACGGGACCAGCUGAUGGCACAGACCAAGGAGUGGGGGACAGGCCGCGACACACUGCGCUGCCUGGCACUGGCCACACGAGACUCGCCCCCCCUCAAGGGGGAGAUGGACCUGGAGAACUCCAGCAAGUUUGCGGAGUAUGAGACCCAACUGACAUUCGUGGGCUGCGUGGGCAUGCUGGACCCCCCCAGGAAAGAGGUGAUCGGCUCCGUGCAGCUGUGCCGUGAGGCAGGCAUCCGCGUCAUCAUGAUCACGGGUGACAAUAAGGGCACCGCCGUGGCCAUCUGCCGCCGCAUCGGCAUCUUCGGCGAGGAUGAGGACGUGGAGGGCAAGGCGUACACGGGCCGCGAGUUUGACGACCUCAGUCCCGAGGUCCAGCGAGAGGCUGUCAAGCAGGCCCGGUGCUUCGCCCGUGUGGAGCCCGCCCACAAGUCCAAGAUUGUGGCGUAUCUGCAGUCCUUCAACGAGAUCACAGCCAUGACUGGUGAUGGGGUGAAUGAUGCCCCCGCCCUGAAGAAGGCAGAGAUCGGCAUCGCUAUGGGCUCGGGCACCGCCGUGGCCAAGUCGGCCUCUGAGAUGGUGCUCUCUGACGACAACUUCUCCACCAUUGUGUCGGCCGUGGAGGAGGGCAGGGCCAUCUACAACAACAUGAAGCAGUUCAUCCGCUACCUCAUCUCCUCCAAUGUGGGCGAGGUGGUCUGCAUCUUUCUGACUGCCAUCCUCGGUCUACCUGAAGCCCUCAUCCCCGUGCAGCUGCUGUGGGUGAACCUGGUGACGGACGGCCUUCCCGCCACCGCCCUGGGCUUCAACCCCCCCGACCUGGACAUCAUGGACAAGCCUCCCCGCAACCCCAAAGAGCCUCUUAUAUCUGGAUGGCUCUUCUUCAGAUAUCUAGCUAUUGGAGGGUACGUGGGCCUGGGGACCGUGGGCGCUGCUACGUGGUGGUACCUGUUUGACGAGGAGGGACCUCAAGUGACCUUCUACCAGUUGAGGCACUUUAUGCAGUGCACCGACCAGAACCCCAUGUUCUCUGGCAUCGACUGUGAAGUCUUCGAAUCCCGCUACCCCACCACCAUGGCACUCUCUGUGCUGGUCACCAUAGAGAUGUUCAACGCACUAAACAGCCUGUCGGAGAAUCAGUCGCUGCUGAGGAUGCCUCCCUGGGUGAAUAUUUGGCUGCUGGGAGCCAUCAUCCUGUCGCUGUCACUGCACUUCCUUAUUCUCUACGUGGAACCACUGCCGCUGAUAUUCCAGGUGACCCCUCUGUGUCACUCUCAGUGGAUUGUGGUCUUGAAGAUCUCCUUUCCUGUUAUUCUUCUUGAUGAGGCCCUCAAGUACAUCUCUCGCAACCACCUCGAAGCCUAACCCUCCUCCUCUUGCCUGCCACAUUAAGGAGAAGAGGAGAGGAAGUACAGGAACAACCGGCAGCUCAAAUUCUAAAAUUCCAUUCACCCCUUUCCAGAAAGACCAUAAUCCCCCCCCCCCCCCCCCCACCGCCACUAGAAGCUUCACAUGUUCAGCCACCACUAGACAACUGAAUAGGGCUUGUGUGCAUGUGUGUCUGUCUGUGUGCAUCUGUGUCUUUCUGUGGCUGUGUGUGUAUGUGUUUGUCUCGCUCUCUUUCUCUGUGUCUUUCACUCUGUUUGUGUGACUGUGUCUGUGUGUCUCUCUUUGUCUGUGUGUGUCUCUUGUUCUGUCUGCCUGUCUGUGUGUGUCUGUGAGUGUGACUGUAUGCAUGUUCCCCUUCACUACUGAGUUUCUCCUGAGUGCCCCUCCUCCACAGAGAGCCUGUAUGUGGGGUGGGGGCACCCUCAGCCCACAGUCCCUGAAUGAAUCUUCCCGCGUUGCUCCCCAGUGUGGUGGCACCCAGCCGCUCACCUCUUUCUGCACCAGGUUUAAGCCAGAUAACAUCUAAACCAAAAAGCCAGUGUGACGCCCAGAGUCUGUGGGCUCUUCCUGUGCCUCUGGGCGCCGUUAAGGUGGACCUGCUCUGAGCAGCAUCGCCACACUGGGACCCUCGCCUGCUAAGGAAUUAGAGAUCACCUUAAAAACCAGGAAUGGACUUCGGCACUCUAUUUGAAUGUCAGAGUGGGUGGCCAUCAAACCAGAAUCUGCUCGGUGCAAUCGAUUAGGGUCCCCUCUGAUAACCCCUGGCCCCCGUCAGCUGUAGAUAAGAGUGCCGUCGAGCCUGAUAUUCCAUUAGAGCCAGCUCUGUGACCCAGCCCACCCCCCAAGCAUGCUGGGUAGUACAACACUAUGUAGGGGCUGCUGGUGAGCAUCAAUCACGGGGGUGGGGGGGCGGUACCUUGGAACAUGGCUGCUCUGAACUCCGACAGGCGGCUGGAUGUUCCCCAGAAGAAGGGCGCCCCUGUGGAGGCCAGCUGCCCCUUUCACCUGGCCCACCCCUCUCCUUUUUCACUCCUUUUUGUGCAAAGCGCUGGGGGGCUUUGAGCACAGCUUCCUGCCUUUGCUUCUGGAAUGUAGUCCAUGUGAUGCCUUCUCCAGCUUUCCAGUAGAAACGACAUGAUCAGAUCCCGAUAUAUGCGCACAUAAUUAAGAGCGAAGACUCCGCACCCUUGCCCCGCCCCCGCACGAUUCAGGUUCAGUCACUCAAGUCUCCUCCAAAUGCAGUACAGUUCAUUCUGUUGUUUUUUUUUACUGCUGUAUUUAAAUGCUUUUACGUGCAUUAACGUGGGUAUUGUUAAAGUGUGUGCGUGUGUGUGUGUAUAUAUACACACACACACAUACAUACAUGCAUACACAUACACACACACACACACACACAUACAGCUGACUGAAUGAGCCCUGGAGGUUUCUUUUGCUGGUAUUUUUAAUGUUAUAUUUGUAAUGUUUUUGCCUUAGUCGGGUGCUGCUUGCGCUUGCAACCUGUGCCACUGUGUUAGCGGAAGCAAGGUGACGCCAUGUGACCAAAGUCCCUGGUGAUGUCGUUCAGAGGGCAUGACAGGAGCGCCUCUACUGGCCAGGUGUGAGAACAACAUCUGUAAAUAACAAUAAUUGGCUUCUGACCUUAGAGCAAGAACACGAGAAGGAAGGCAGCUCCAGGUCAGGGCUUAUGUUGCGAUUCUUGAUCGCGGAGCCCUGCUGAGGCUAAUGCAGUGGCGUAAGGCGAUACGUGUCGUGGUUAGCCUGCACGUGCUGGGAGGUGCCCCGGGCUGCUGGGCUGCUCGAAAUGUGCCUGAAGCUUGGAAUUGUACAGCUUUCUUAUUUACUACUGAACUCUCCCAUUCUGUACAGAAAAAAGGAUUGCAUGGAACCUUGUUACUGUAAUUAAUAACCUAUACAGUAUAUAAUAUUUAAUUUUUUAAUAACUAACUUACAAACGGUGAAAGAACUGAAUGAAAGUUUUAUUUUUCUUCAAGCACAUGGCAUAUUGGGAUGUAAUUUUGUAGAAGGGUUGGUUACUCAUCGUUACCGCUUCUGUUUUUAAAGUUGUUUGGGUUUGUGUCUAAUUUUAGGGGAGGAAUAUGUGUAUAAUAAUAAUAGUAAUAAUAAUAAUAAUAAUAGCAAUUUGGUUUGGCAAUGAGAUUGUUCUGGGGAAUUGUCUGGCUAACGUAUUGAUGAAUUUUGGGUAAUGAAGAUGUGCUUUUUCUUUGGGAGGUCUGUUUCUUUGGGAGGUCUGGUCACCAGUCUUUAGCUGAGUCUCUUUGUCACCAUGGUUUGUCACCCGCUAACGAUGGCAUCUGGUCACAGAUACGGUACGCUUCUGAGUCGGUGCUGUAAAGCAUCGCUAACCACAGCCCCGAGAUCUCGAGUGACCACCCCCAUCCCACCUCCGUUACUGGCUUUGAUUACAGAGUGGGAAAAUAAAAGAUUCUCUCCAUUGCCUUGUUAAGAAUUGUGGACACAAUUUUAUAUAUGAAGAACAUUAAAAAUAAAAAUUAUUUAUCUUGUUAUUUA
Brienomyrus brachyistius is the source of this 5536-nucleotide messenger RNA. It is a transcript of the gene atp2a3, whose product is annotated as ATPase sarcoplasmic/endoplasmic reticulum Ca2+ transporting 3. The transcript is spliced from 22 exons. NCBI's taxonomy places the organism in Eukaryota, Metazoa, Chordata, Actinopteri, Osteoglossiformes, Mormyridae. Gene Ontology annotation, molecular function: P-type calcium transporter activity; ATP hydrolysis activity; ATP binding. Bases 8 to 2983 code for a protein of 991 amino acids. The record is from RefSeq and is a predicted model, not a curated record. Gene Ontology annotation, biological process: calcium ion transmembrane transport; intracellular calcium ion homeostasis. Gene Ontology annotation, cellular component: membrane.